Messenger RNA from Aspergillus fumigatus Af293, 1167 nucleotides. RefSeq names its product putative ubiE/COQ5 methyltransferase. Gene Ontology annotation, molecular function: methyltransferase activity. The record is from RefSeq and is a predicted model, not a curated record. The transcript is spliced from 4 exons. Lineage: Eukaryota; Fungi; Ascomycota; Eurotiomycetes; Eurotiales; Aspergillaceae. Bases 1 to 1167 code for a protein of 388 amino acids.
AUGGCUGAGAACACCUAUCAACACGUGCGGUCCCGCUAUGGAGACAUCGCUAAACGCACAGGCACCACCAUCCAUGACAAGGAAGACGACAUUGCAUUAGCCUUUGGGUACAGUGCGCAGGACCUACAUGCUCUUCCAGAUAAAGCAAAUCUAGGAUUGAGUUGCGGCAAUCCUGUGGCACAUGCCAAUAUCAAGGAGGGGGAGACAAUUGUCGAUCUCGGAAGUGGAGGCGGCAUCGAUGUCCUUCUAGCCGCUCGCAAGGUGGGACCAGAAGGAACCGCCAUUGGAAUUGACAUGACGAAAGACAUGAUCAAUCUCGCGAAGAAAAACGCCGAAGCGGCUGGUCUGUCCAAUACUCGUUUUAUUGAGGCGACCAUCACCUCUAUCCCGCUUCCGGAUGCCAGUGUCGACUGCAUUAUCAGCAACUGCGUUAUCAAUCUGGUACCAUCAAAGGAUAAACCGACUGUAUUCCAGGAAAUCGCUCGCUUGCUGAAGCCGGGUGGAAGGGUUGCUAUCAGUGACAUCCUCGCCAGGAAGGAGCUCCCAGCGAAGAUCGUCAACGAUAUGGCUCUCUAUGUUGGGUGCAUUGCGGGGGCCAGUCAGGUCGCAGAGUAUGAAGAAUAUCUCAAACGCGCGGGAUUUAAGAGUACGUACUUCAAUUCCACGCAGAUAUUGCUCUUCGUUACUAAUAUGACUGCAGAUAUUCUGAUUGUCGACACUAAAUCAGACCUCAAUCUGUAUAAACAGUCCUCCUAUCUAGGUCAAAGUAGUUGUUGUGGCCCAGCAGGUUCUUGCAAAGCGUUACCAGCUGAAUAUGCUGAGAUGGAUUUCAACGAAUGGCAGCCUCGUGUAGGACAGGUCUCAAACUGCUGGAGUCUGCAACUGAUCACGGCGCAUUCGAUGUGCAACAAUUCAAGCUUAUUGAGUAAUAAUUUUGCCAUUUGCCGUGUGGAUCUCAGACUUAUUAUGAGUAUUCUUCUAGCUGGAGCAAGCAAUAUCUAUCAUCAGCAAAUCGAACCCUUCCAACUUAGUCGGUUUGGCACAGCUUUCACAGCAGAGACAAACCCCAACAAUACUGGCAUCUCAUCUAAUGGCCCCACUGUAGACGCAAUAGCCUGGCUGCUGUCUGCUCUAAAUAUUGUAAUAGCAACAGCAAUAACCAGCUGA